AUGUUAAUGUCGAGAUGGGAAAGUGCAAAAAGUGAAGGAGUAUUUAAUUACCAUUUAAAUUGUAUGUACAAAUUUUUGCCUGGUGAUUUCAAUUUUUCCAUUCAGCUUAAUGUAGAAAGAGCGCAAAUGCGACGAAAGCCAAUGCGUUUUCAUGCUAUUCGAGAGGCAUUUAAUAGUAUGAGAUGGAAUUUCACGAAACUGAAAGAAAAAGAGAUUAUGUUCUACUUUCGUUGUAUAAAUCAGCCUUGUAGUGGUGAUCCGCUAGAUCGGCAUAUUGUAGCUGUUAAUGCUUCACCGCUUGAAAGAGGUCAUUCGCUUAUCGUCCCUUCAAUCAGCCACUGUGUGCCACAGGUUUUGAAUGAAACGGCAGUUCGAAUUGCUGCACAUUUCAUGCUGCUAGUUGACGAUGAUACGUUCCAUGUAUUGUUCAACAGUUUGCUCGGCUUUGCAUCAGUGAACCAUCUGCAUUUGCAUGCAUUAUUUUGGCCCUAUGAUUCCGAUUUGAUUAAUAGGAGAUGUGAACGAAUAUCAGAUGCUUUAUAUGUUAUACGUCGACCGGUGUGGUGUACACAUGUGAUUGUUUUUCAGCUGACUUCUGCCCAUGAUAUUAACAAAUUUAUAACUAAUGUGCUGACAUGUGUUGAAUUUCUAAGUGUUAAAGACGUUGCACAUAAUGUUUAUUUUGCUAGAGCUCAACCACUGAGGACUACUGGGGAAAUUUGGAGCGAAGAUACGAAGCGUACUCUUCCGCAACUAGUUACGGCUUAUAUUUUUCCUAGAACUUCUGUUCUAGGAGCGAAGCCUGUUAUGAAUUUCAGUCCUGCAGCUUUAGAGCUUGCUGGAUGUCUAACGGCAUAUAGUUACCGUUUUUUUGAAUCAGCCACUGAGGAAACUGCUUUACGAAUUAUGGAUGAAGAUGCAACUAUUUCCGAUUCGUUGUUCAAUCAGCUUUAUUCUGAACUUGAUGACAUUCUUUGUGGCAGGAAGCCAGUGUCAAAGCAGUGUGAUGAUAUCGAUGCCGAACUUGAGUUGACUUCACCAGAACUUGAAGAGUUGCGCGAUUCGUUUGAAACAUUCGAAAUGCAUUCGCCUCGUCGAUUUUAUUCCAAUGAAAAACCAAAUUUCGACUUUCCGCCACCACCUUCACCAUUAGCAUCGGCGCCAAUGUCACCGCCAUUAGAUAAUGGAAAAACUUUUCCUGGUUAA
Dracunculus medinensis (Guinea worm) is the source of this 1206-nucleotide messenger RNA. Lineage: Eukaryota; Metazoa; Nematoda; Chromadorea; Rhabditida; Dracunculidae. The record is from the annotation of a GenBank genome assembly.